AAUCUUGCCCGAACUAAAAACAUUAUCGUCAUAACAUUUAAUUACCGCCUCGGCGUGCAUGGUUUUCUAUGUUUGGGUACGAAAGACAUUCCCGGUAAUGCUGGUAUGAAGGAUCAAGUGGCUUUACUGCGCUGGGUGAAAGAAAACAUAGUAAGUACCUCUGGAAAUCCUAAAGACAUAUCCAUCAAUGGUGGCAGCGCUGGUGCUGCAUCGGAGGAUCCAGUAAUGAUGUCAAAAACUUCUAAAGGUUUAUACAAUAAAGUAAUACUAGAGAGCGGUUUUAGUUUGGCAACUUUUGCAAUGCAGCCGGAUCCAUUGGAACACGCCAAGAAGUUUGCAAAACAGUAAUAUUUUGAAGAUACCAAUGAUAUUUAUGCUUUGGAAAAGUUCUACAAGACUGCUACUAUAGAACAGCUCACGAUAGAUCCAUUCAGGGAACGAAAAGAUUCUACGUUUGUUUUCUCACAAUGCGUUCAACGCGAUAUGGUCGAGGAAGUCUUCCUCGACGAGUACCUCCUCACAAUUUUACAAAAUGGAAACAUACGUACACUCUUACUCAACGCUCACGCUAACGUGGCGCGUUGCGAUGUGUCGUGAAUUUUUUUACGUUGCU
Messenger RNA from Manduca sexta (tobacco hornworm), 613 nucleotides. RefSeq names its product cholinesterase 2-like. The transcript is spliced from 2 exons. The record is from RefSeq and is a predicted model, not a curated record. The annotation marks the transcript as partial. Lineage: Eukaryota; Metazoa; Arthropoda; Insecta; Lepidoptera; Sphingidae.